Molecule: messenger RNA, 2207 nt
Organism: Cuscuta campestris
Lineage: Eukaryota; Viridiplantae; Streptophyta; Magnoliopsida; Solanales; Convolvulaceae
Source: the annotation of a GenBank genome assembly
CAUAAUUGAAGUGGGACCCACUAACGAGAUUCCUAUUUCAACGCGCACCGUCGUCAUCCAUCCGCGUUUACAACUACACAUCUCACUGCCAGUUCCGAAGAAGAAGAAGAAAAGAAGAAGAAGAAGAAAAAACUACCACUCCGACCGAGUAGACUCUGAUCUCUCCCUCUCCGCCGGCGAAGGAGAAGCAAUAAUGGCGAUAACGCCGAUGCCUCGCACCUCCCGGUCUGUAUCGUUUGCGGAUCGGCCCGCCGGUAGAUCCGCCGCUGGCGUGUUCACCGUCAAGUUAUUCGCCUGCGUUCUAGCCAUGGCCGUUUUCCUCUUUGUGUCUCUAUCUUUGCGCUACACUCAUUCCUCUGAUCCCUCGGAUCCAGACGUGGGCAUCCCGCACGACCCUUUUGGAGUUGGGCCUGUUCGAAGAUCGGUGCUGGCUUUGAAAUCGGAUCCAUUAAAGCCACGACUUGAUCUGAUCAGGAAGCAAGCUGAUGAUCACCGUACUCUGGCUCUGGCUUAUGCUUCCUAUGCUCGAAAGCUCAAGCUUGAGAACUCAAAACUUGUCCGGGUCUUUGCUGAGCUGUUUCAAAACUAUACUGAUCUGAUCGCAAAGCCUUCAUAUCAAACACUGUUCAAGUCAGAUGCCAUCUCACUGGAUGAAUCGGUGCUUCGGCAGUUCGAAAAGGAAGUGAAAGAAAGAAUCAAAGUCACGCGCCAAGUUGUCGCCGAUGCAAAGGAGUCUUUUGACAACCAGUUAAAGAUUCAGAAGCUCAAAGAUACCAUAUUUGCUGUGAAUGAUCAAUUAACGAAGGCCAAGAAGCAAGGUGCUUUCUCAAGCUUGAUUGCUGCAAAAUCAAUUCCCAAAAGCUUGCAUUGUGUCACUAUGAGACUAAUGGAGGAGCGCAUUGCGCACCCAGACAAGUACACAGAUGAAGGAAAGCCUAUCCCACCUGAAUUUGAGGAUCCCAAACUUUACCAUUAUGCAAUUUUUUCUGACAAUGUGGUUGCAGCCUCAGUUGUUGUGAAUUCAGCCGUGAAGAAUUCAAAAGACCCCCAGAAGCAUGUGUUUCAUGUAGUUACCGAUAAGAUGAAUCUUGGGGCAAUGCAAGUAAUGUUCAAGAGGAGGGAAUAUAAUGGGGCACAUAUUGAAGUUAAGGCAGUUGAAGAUUAUAAGUUCUUGAACUCUUCUUAUGUCCCAGUACUUCGACAGCUUGAGUCAGCUAAUCUCCAGAAAUUUUACUUUGAAAAUAAGCUUGAAAAUGCAACAAAGGACACCACAAAUAUGAAAUUCAGGAAUCCAAAGUAUCUAUCAAUACUGAAUCAUCUUCGAUUCUACUUGCCUGAAAUGUACCCAAAACUGCAUAGGAUAUUGUUCUUGGAUGAUGAUAUUGUUGUUCAAAGGGAUUUGACUGGCCUUUGGAAGAUAGAUAUGGACGGUAAGGUGAAUGGAGCCGUGGAGACUUGUUUUGGCUCAUUCCAUCGGUAUGCACAAUACAUGAAUUUCUCUCAUCCUUUGAUCAAAGAGAAGUUUAACCCCAAAGCGUGUGCAUGGGCAUAUGGGAUGAACUUCUUUGACUUGGAUGCUUGGCGCAAUGAGAAAUGCACAGAACAAUACCAUUACUGGCAGAGUCUGAAUGAAAACCGAACUUUGUGGAAAUUGGGAACGCUGCCUCCCGGGUUGAUCACAUAUUACGCAACAACAAAGCCUCUAGAUAAAUUUUGGCAUGUCCUAGGGCUUGGAUACAAUCCAAGCAUAAGCAUGGACGAAAUUACCAAUGCUGCAGUUGUCCACUUCAAUGGGAACAUGAAGCCAUGGCUCGACAUUGCCAUCCCCCAGUUUCGGCCUCUCUGGACAAAAUAUGUUGAUUUUGAGAAUGAGUACAUCCAGGCCUGUAACUUUGGCCUGUAAGUCGUGGUGAUUGUUGAAGCUCUGCGGAGAAGACUCAUCCAACUAUUCUCUCCACGUCCUCUUACACAUAAAGUUAGUAUUCAUUUCAUAUCAUAGAACCUCUUAGCAUAAACCUUAGUUUUAGUAUAUUUACUUUCUGAAAUAGUAUAAAUUCCAUAAUCUCCAAUUGUCCAUAAUUGUUAUCUAUAUUUAUGGCUAAACUUCUCGAUAAGAUAUUUUGCAAUUCGUAUACUAGCAGGCACAGCUUAUAUAGUACUCCUUCCCAUUCUCAUGGUGUAGUGCAUAAUAAACAAUGUUUUUUUCA